Molecule: messenger RNA, 1964 nt
Organism: Nematolebias whitei (Rio pearlfish)
Lineage: Eukaryota; Metazoa; Chordata; Actinopteri; Cyprinodontiformes; Rivulidae
Gene: klhl8
Product: kelch-like family member 8
Exons: 12
Coding region: 36-1880 (614 amino acids)
Molecular function (GO): protein binding
Source: RefSeq, a predicted model, not a curated record
AUUGCGACAUGAGGGUUGAUUUCCUGUAGCCCACCAUGGCACCAGGGGAUGUGGUGCCAGAUCAUGCCAAGCAGCUGAAAUCCAAGGAGAAGCGUCCGGGAAACAGGGCGUCCAAAGCCGAAUGUGAACCUGACGGAUCAUUUAUCUUUGAGGCCCAUGAAGCCUGGAAGGACUUCCAUAACUCCCUCAGACAUUUCUAUGAAGUUGGAGAGCUCUGUGACGUCACACUGAAGGUUGGCAGUAGACUAAUACCAUGCCACAAGCUAGUACUUGCUUGUGUCAUCCCUUACUUCAGGGCAAUGUUUCUAUCAGACAUGUCGGAGGCUAAACAGGAACUCGUAGAGAUUAAGGACUUUGAUGGAGAUGCCAUCCAGGACCUGGUACACUUUGCCUAUUCCUCUAAACUCACUCUAACUGUGGACAAUGUGCAGCCGCUGCUGUAUGCCGCCUGCAUCUUGCAGGUUGAGUUGGUGGCCAGAGCCUGCUGUGAGUACAUGAAGGCCCAUUUUCACCCCACCAACUGCCUGGCUGUUCGAACCUUUGCUGAGAGCCACAACCGUGUGGAUCUGAUGGACAUGGCUGACCGUUACGCCUGCGAGCACUUCACUGAGGUGGUGGAGUGCGAGGACUUCACCUGUGUGUCGCCCCAGCACUUGCACACCUUAUUGUCUUCUAGUGACCUCAAUAUCCACUCAGAGACGCAGGUGUACAACGCAGCAGUGAAGUGGCUGAAAGCAAACCCACAGCACCACGAAGCCUGGCUCGACCCAAUUAUGUCUCAGGUGCGGCUCCCGUUGCUUCCAGUAGACUUUCUGACAGGAACAGUUGCUAAAGAGGAGAUGAUCAAAGCUAAUCUGAGCUGUCGGGACCUGAUGGAUGAAGCCAGGAACUACCACCUGCACCUCAGCAACAAGGUGGUUCCAGACUUUGAGUAUUCGGCGCGCACUAUCCCCCGAAAGCACACUGCAGGCGUUCUGUUCUGUGUGGGAGGCCGGGGAGGUUCUGGUGACCCUUUUCGCAGCAUCGAAUGCUACUCCAUCACUAAGAACGUCUGGUUCUUUGGUCCUGAUAUGAACAGCAGACGACGUCACGUGGGUGUAAUAUCUGUUGGAGGUAAAGUUUAUGCUGUUGGAGGUCAUGAUGGUAACGAACACCUGGGGGACAUUGAGAUGUUUGAUCCACUCACUAACAAGUGGAUGAUGAAAGCUUCUAUGAAUACUAAAAGGAGGGGAAUAGCCCUGGCAGCUCUUGGUGGUCCAAUUUAUGCUAUUGGAGGUCUGGAUGACAAUUCCUGCUUUAAUGAUGUAGAGCGUUACGACAUUGAACGCGACAGCUGGAGCGCUGUGGCUCCGAUGAACACACCCAGAGGAGGGGUUGGAUCUGUGGCAUUGGGGAGUUACGUGUAUGCUGUUGGAGGAAAUGACAGCGUGGCGUCUCUCUCCAGCGUGGAGAGGUUUAAUCCUCACCUCAACAAGUGGCUGGAGGUCUGCGAGAUGGGCCAGAGACGAGCAGGCAACGGAGUCAGCAAGCUUAAUGGCUGCCUCUAUGUAGUGGGUGGCUUUGACGACAACUCCCCUUUGAGCUCCGUUGAGCGUUUUGACCCUCGAAUGCACCGCUGGGAGUACGUGUCGGAGCUCACCACCCCUCGAGGUGGAGUCGGAGUGGCCACGGUGAUGGGGAGAGUGUUUGCAGUCGGGGGGCAUAAUGGAAACAUUUACCUGAACACAGUGGAGGCUUUUGAGCCUCGAAUGAACAGGUGGGAGCUGGUGGGCUCCGUGUCUCACUGCCGUGCCGGAGCCGGAGUUGCUGUGUGUUCGUCUCACAUCAGCCAGAUCAGAGACGUCGGUCAGGGCUCCAGCAAUGUGGUCAACUGCAUGUGAUGACACCCCCCCCACACACACACACACACACACACACACACACAUUUAACCAGGCCACCGUGGGAUCUGAUCACCGCACAAGCA